UAUUAAUUAAUAUAGUAGAAAAUUAAUCAGAGGAUCGAUCUUGUUCGAGAUUGUGACGAGAGAAACAGCGUUUCGCAAGAGCGAACGCCGAUAUCAACCGAUAUCGUUAUUAAUCUGCGAGAAUAAGGUGGAGCUUCUAAUCUGUCCCUACCUCGGCACACGUUUACGGCGUAGAUUUAAUCUGCAUUGCAUUUAAUUAAAAUCAAGUGCUUCCACAGUGGCAUACUCUCGUUGACAAUUGCAUGCAGAUUGGAUUAAGCGCGGAAUUAGAACGGAGGGCAAAUUCACGCUCCGCGCGAACCCGGGUGCUCGUUUGUCCAUAUUAAUAUUCGAAUACGUGAAACUAGGGCGAAUCACCGUUGUAAACUUUCACGAUAAAGGUUGUCAAUGGCGGCGAAAUAAUCCGAAAUGAGCUCGGAUUGUUACCACUUCCCCGCGCGCGUACGAGAGAACGCGUGUCUUUAAUUUAUCUGAUCAUUAUCUUCAAUAUCUUCCUGACUGGGUUAUGCCGUUCGUUCGAAAUCAUCUUUAAUGCCUUUGAAAAAAUCUCUGCGUCAACAAUAUACUCAUUAACGUAAGCCGCGUCUUACGCCUAACUAUCUCUCUCUCGGGAGAUUUGCGAUGACGUUUUUUUUUUCUUUAUGCUACAAACUCGCCACUUGCGCAACGAUAUUCGGCGAUCUAAGUUUCCCGUAACUCUUAAACUUUCCAACGAUUUGCUCGUACCUAAUCGGAACUUUCAUUUCUGUCGGAUAUCUAGGCGGCUCUUGGUUUGGAAAUCUUGAAGAUCUCUCGCUUUCCCGCGCACAUUCCCCCGCGUAUACGUGGGAGGUCGAAGUUUUCGCCGAUAAUCCGACUUAGCAUCUGCCGCUUAACAAGGCAAGUAUAAUUAUCGGGGAUGCGUGGAGGACCGUGAGCAGAUAUCCGCCUCGUAAGGAGCGCCUGUUUCGGAGAGCCUGGUCGAUUUCUAAGAUCGGAAAUUGGAAUUACAUUCUACAAAGAUGCACUCAUUUUACGUGACAUGAGAUAUGAGAAUGCGGUGACGUUGGGAAAGAGAGCUCGAUCCGAAAAUACAUAUCGUGACAUAUGCGAAUCGUUAAUUACGGUAAUAAGACUCAUAUCCAACCUUUAACGUAUAACUCGUAUAUUGAUGCAAGACACUUUCUGAUAUUCUACGCUGGCACAGCGGCGAGAAUCAAACGCGACAUAUCGAUUGCCAAACGUAUCACGCUACAUCAUUAAAACUCGCUAGAGUUCCACGUCUGCCACAAUAUAUAUCUCGAACUAUUACAAAAUUAAUUUCGCGUAAUCUCGAGACUCACUUUGUGCGAUCUGCCGCUACGGUGUACGAGAGAAGAGUUUGACCAACUUCGAAGAGUAAUCUCACUUGAAACGGACGUUUCACGCGUGUACCCCAUCGCGGAAAGAAAUCGAUGUUGUACGUCGGUCAGUGAUCGUCAGUCCUUUCGAUUAGGAUAAAGAAAACGUUCUUCGAAGUGAGGCUCUCGCCAGUGAAAUUCCUGGCGCGGCCACUCGUGAAAGGAAACACGUCUCUCGUGAAUCUCCUCUCUUUACUCGGGCGUUUAAUUAGCGUCCUCGAUCGCGUAGAAAGGAGGAACUAGCCUAGGUGCCCGGUGACCUUUCGACGUAACACGCGGCGAGAGCCGAAACCGGUGGGAGGUCGAGAGGAGGGGCGAGAGGAUGUUGCUGAGGUAACACGACAUUUCGAGGCCGCACGAGAAGCACGAUAAUCGCAGCGCGGGAAGGCGUCGAUCGCAGCAGGCGCAUAAAGGAAGAAUCGAAGAGUGACGGGAGGAUGGGUUUCCCUAGGAGAAGGUCUCUGUGGCUGAAGGUGGCAGUGCUGGCGACCGCCGUGUGGGUGACCGUCUGUUUCCUGCUCUACACGGAGGAUCGGGCGGCCGCCGUUCAGGGAUUGGCACCGUCGGGCGUCGCGAUGCCGCAGCAAGCGGCGAACGGCUUUGUGCCGCCCGCGCCGCCGUUUAGAAAAGAGACGUCCGGCAAUGUGGUCAACAACAAGAUGAAAAUCAAUCAGGCUGGCCCCGAGCAAGAUUCCAUAGGUGCUGGGGUGCUGGCUGUACCACGCGAGCCAGAUGCUGCUGCACCCGGCGAGAUGGGCAGGCCCGUAAUUUUGCCGACCAACAUAUCCGCGCAGACCAAGAAGCUGGUGGACGAUGGCUGGCUCAAUAAUGCGUUUAAUCAGUAUGCCAGUGAUCUAAUCUCCGUGCACAGAUCCCUGCCUGAUCCACGCGAUCAGUGGUGUAAAGAGCCUGGUAGAUACUUGAAGGACCUUCCGCCUACAGCGGUAAUUAUCUGCUUCCACAACGAGGCCUGGUCUGUGCUGUUGCGUACAGUGCAUUCCGUGCUAGACAGAUCGCCGGAACAUCUCAUACAAGAAAUCAUUUUGGUCGAUGAUUUCUCCGAUAUGCCUCAUCUGAAGCGUCAGUUGGAGGAUUACAUGAUGAAUUAUCCGAAGGUGAGAAUUAUCAGGGCGAGCAAACGAGAGGGUCUUAUCAGGGCGCGCUUGUUAGGCGCUGCGGCGGCCAGGGCUCCGGUACUCACGUAUUUGGAUAGCCACUGCGAGUGCACGGAGGGCUGGCUGGAACCUCUUUUGGAUCGGAUCGCACGCGAUCCGACGACGGUAGUUUGUCCGGUGAUCGAUGUUAUAGACGACACCACCCUGGAAUACCACUGGCGCGACUCGGGCGGUGUAAAUGUCGGUGGAUUCGAUUGGAAUCUCCAGUUCAAUUGGCACGCGGUGCCAGAGAGGGAGAAAAAGAGGCAUAAAAACCCGGCCGAACCCGUUUGGUCGCCAACGAUGGCUGGUGGGCUUUUUUCGAUAGAUCGAGCCUUCUUCGAACGAAUUGGCACGUACGACAGCGGCUUCGACAUUUGGGGCGGCGAAAACCUUGAAUUAUCAUUUAAAACCUGGAUGUGCGGAGGCACCCUGGAAAUCGUGCCGUGCUCGCACGUGGGUCACAUCUUCAGGAAACGUUCGCCUUACAAGUGGCGCAGCGGCGUGAACGUGCUCAAGAGGAAUAGCAUAAGACUGAGCGAAGUGUGGCUGGACGAGUACGCCAAGUACUAUUAUCAGAGGAUAGGUCACGACAAGGGGAACUACGGUGACGUAUCAGAGCGAAAGACCCUUAGAAAGAAACUGGGGUGCAAGUCGUUCAAGUGGUACCUGGACAACGUUUACCCGGAACUCUUCAUUCCGGGCGAGGCGGUUGCCUCAGGAGAGAUACGGCAAAUCGCUAGCGGAAUAUGUAUAGAUUCGCCAGGGAAAUCCGAAGACUUGCAUCAGCCGGUGGGCUUGUAUCCCUGUCACCGUCAAGGCGGCAAUCAGGUACCAAUUCGGCGAACUCGAAUUUCAACGAAUUUCCAGACCAAACUGACAGACAUUUACGUAUUAAAUCCUUUUCUACUCGGGGCGACAGAGACAUUUAUCUCUAAUCUAAUAUCUGGUUUUCGGGAUCGUAAAUCUACGCGACUUGUAAGAGCUGGCUCUUGUAACGCAUGUGCGCUCGCGUGCACGCUAACUCUCGGCACUAAUCGCCCUGCGUUUCGACGCGAUUAGUGGCAGUCGCUAAUCUGGUGCAGGUGCUCAUCAAUCCAUGUCUCUCUACUGCCCCUUGGUGAGAGAUGACCUCAAUUACUGCCUUUUGGCACGGUUUCUUACCGUGUUAUCAUCAUCAUUCCUCACAUUGAUAUAGUAGGGUUAGAUUUAAUCAUCGAUUUGGCUCCCCGUAACUCGUGGAGAGGAGCGAACAUAUCGAGGCGCGAGUAUUUCUAAAUCGCAUGCAUGUUAUAGAUAUAUUUUUAUAUUUCUAAUCUCUUUCUCUCACACAGCGUGUACAGCGUACAUCACCUUUUUGUAUUUUACACUUUGAUAAACACUUGAUCGCAUCUUUUUUGCAUCUCUUUUAUUUAUUUGCCGAUGAAACACGCGCGGAAGACAAACACGGCGGCAAUUUCAUCAGCGUUCCUCCGUUCAUUUUAUUAGCUUACGAGCUUACGGUUGCCACUCGGCGGAAUCGAGCGAGUCCCGCGCUCGCUGGUAAAUCCGCGCUUUAUCUUGUUUCUUGCACUCGUUCGGUCGGUCAGUGCGGUCUGUUAUUAAAGCCCGUGACACGAAAUAG
Messenger RNA from Pogonomyrmex barbatus (red harvester ant), 4157 nucleotides. It is a transcript of the gene Pgant9, whose product is annotated as polypeptide N-acetylgalactosaminyltransferase 9. Gene Ontology annotation, biological process: protein O-linked glycosylation. The record is from RefSeq and is a predicted model, not a curated record. Gene Ontology annotation, cellular component: Golgi apparatus. NCBI's taxonomy places the organism in Eukaryota, Metazoa, Arthropoda, Insecta, Hymenoptera, Formicidae. Gene Ontology annotation, molecular function: polypeptide N-acetylgalactosaminyltransferase activity.